This is a messenger RNA of Lutzomyia longipalpis, 333 nucleotides long. RefSeq names its product small integral membrane protein 4 (gene sloth1). The record is from RefSeq and is a predicted model, not a curated record. Bases 67 to 294 code for a protein of 75 amino acids. Lineage: Eukaryota; Metazoa; Arthropoda; Insecta; Diptera; Psychodidae. The transcript is spliced from 2 exons.
UACAAAAAAAUCUGGAAAACUUAGAACUUUGAGGAUGAAAAUUCUGCUUCCAAAUCAACAUUUUUGAUGUCCUUUGAAAGUAACACACUUCGUCGGUGGCUCAACUAUUGGCCCGGUAAGAAAUACUUCGGAAUCUACAGAUUCCUCCCGGCUUUCUUCCUCCUGGGAGCUGCUCUUGAGUUCUCAAUGAUCAACUGGACAGUCGGAGAGACGAAUUUCUACAAGACUUACAAGAAGCGUCAGGCAAGGAGCAUUGUUGAGGAGAAAUUGCGAGCAGCUGAAGGAGCAAACUGAAGAGAUGCCAGCUGGGGUGACUUGGGGGCAGUACAUGAG